AUGCUAUUAACCUUCCUGGGUUUAACGCUUCUCUUCCUCCUGGGGUUGGCCUUUCGAUGGUGCAUGAAUCGUCAAACGGAGGAUUCCACUGCUGCUGGCUCAUAUUCACCUCCCAUUGGCUGUUAUUCCAAGGUUGGUGCUACCAUCCAAUUCGGAUCCACGUGGUUAUUCGCUCGUCAGGGUGCUCUCGUGGCCCGAUUUCCACGCGUGACCCUCCUUCUGACCGUCGCUCUACUAGCAGUCGCGUGUUGCGGUUUUCUGCGUUUCCGGGUCACCACAGACCCUGUUGAGCUCUGGAGUGAUCCCAAUUCUCGAGCUCGUCUCGAAAAGGCCUACUUCGAUGAACACUUUGGUGAACACAAAGGUGGUCUUAACGAUUGCAUGCCUGUGUGGUUUGGGGUUGGGGAUGGUCAAAUAAUCAAAGAAGCUGAAUGGGAUGGUGAAUCGGUGGAUGGUUUAACGAGCUCCUGA
Messenger RNA from Hydatigera taeniaeformis, 471 nucleotides. The record is from the annotation of a GenBank genome assembly. NCBI's taxonomy places the organism in Eukaryota, Metazoa, Platyhelminthes, Cestoda, Cyclophyllidea, Taeniidae.